AUGGACAUGACGACGAGUAAAAAUCACAGCCCAGCCAGCGAACACAUCAAGCGGCCAAUGAACGCUUUCAUGGUGUGGUCACGCGGCCAGCGGCGUAAAAUGGCCCAAGACAACCCGAAGAUGCACAAUUCCGAGAUCUCGAAGAACCUCGGCGCUCAGUGGAAACUGCUGACGGAGGGUGAAAAACGGCCCUUCAUCGAUGAAGCUAAACGUUUGAGAGCCCUCCACAUGAAGGAACAUCCCGACUACAAAUACCGGCCACGAAGGAAACCAAAACCACUGGUUAAAUCACCGACGCCACCGGGUUCAGGACUUCAGAACGGCAACGGAUCAUCCUCGACCAAGGAACCCGUCACACCGCAACCACUCUCCCCCGUCGGCAAAAUGUCCUUCAGUCCCACCCAGUUGACCACCCCCGUCGGGUUACCACCCAGCAUCUUCCCGUCCUACCACUUCGCUUACGAUCUGCACCAGAAGGCGUUUUGGAAUCUGUACGCGCCCCACCUGCUCUCAUCCGUCGUACCGUCCGCGUAUGCCGUCCCACCCCAUGCUUCCCUGCCACUGCCGUACAUCAAACCACCCAAAACCUCACCACCGUCCCCGAUUGCACCACCCUCACCCAUCCCGUCCGGCAACGUCAUCUGA
Molecule: messenger RNA, 645 nt
Organism: Anopheles nili
Lineage: Eukaryota; Metazoa; Arthropoda; Insecta; Diptera; Culicidae
Gene: Sox21a
Product: transcription factor Sox-14
Exons: 2
Coding region: 1-645 (214 amino acids)
Biological process (GO): anatomical structure morphogenesis; regulation of DNA-templated transcription; cell differentiation
Molecular function (GO): RNA polymerase II cis-regulatory region sequence-specific DNA binding; DNA-binding transcription factor activity, RNA polymerase II-specific
Source: RefSeq, a predicted model, not a curated record